Molecule: messenger RNA, 2960 nt
Organism: Miniopterus natalensis
Lineage: Eukaryota; Metazoa; Chordata; Mammalia; Chiroptera; Miniopteridae
Gene: NUBPL
Product: NUBP iron-sulfur cluster assembly factor, mitochondrial
Biological process (GO): iron-sulfur cluster assembly; mitochondrial respiratory chain complex I assembly
Cellular component (GO): mitochondrion
Molecular function (GO): ATP-dependent FeS chaperone activity; 4 iron, 4 sulfur cluster binding; ATP binding
Source: RefSeq, a predicted model, not a curated record
GUUUCCGGGCUGGGCUAAGGGGAGCCUUCAGCGCCAUGGGGCCGUGGCAGCGUUUGCUGCUUUUGGGUGGGGUGUCGCUUCGGGGUGGUGGCGGGGCCUGUGCCCCCCCUGGGGGAAGCCGAGUGUUGGUUUGUCCGCGCCAGUUAUCUGGUGCUGAGAAUGAGACCCUAAAACAGAGAAGAACACAAAUCAUGUCCCGAGGACUUCCAAAGCAGAAACCAAUAGAAGGUGUUAAACAAGUUAUAGUUGUGGCUUCUGGAAAGGGUGGAGUUGGAAAGUCUACCACAGCAGUGAACCUUGCACUUGCACUAGCAGCGAAUGAUUCGUCAAAGGAGAUUGGUUUGUUAGAUGUGGAUGUGUACGGCCCAUCAAUUCCAAAGAUGAUGAAUCUGAAAGGAAAUCCAGAAUUAUCACAGAGCAACCUAAUGAGGCCUCUUUUGAAUUAUGGUAUUGCUUGUAUGUCUAUGGGCUUCCUUGUUGAAGAGACUGCACCAGUUGUUUGGAGAGGCCUUAUGGUAAUGUCAGCCAUUGAGAAACUGUUGAGACAGGUAGACUGGGGUCACCUGGACUAUUUGGUUGUUGACAUGCCACCAGGCACUGGAGAUGUGCAGUUAUCAGUCUCACAGAAUAUUCCCAUUUCCGGCGCUGUGAUUGUCUCCACACCCCAGGACAUUGCAUUGAUGGACGCACACAAGGGUGCUGAGAUGUUUCGAAAAGUUCACGUGCCUGUUCUGGGCCUUGUUCAAAAUAUGAGCGUUUUCCAGUGUCCAAAAUGUAAACACAAAACUCAUAUUUUUGGUGCUGAUGGUGCAAGGAAACUAGCACAGAUCCUUGACCUUGAUAUUCUAGGAGACAUCCCCUUACAUCUUAACAUAAGGGAAGCUGCAGAUACAGGCCAGCCAAUUGUAUUUUCACAGCCUGAAAGCGAUGAGGCCAGAGCUUACCUGAGGAUUGCUGCAGAAGUGGUCAGAAGGUUGCCGCCACCUCCGCAGUGACUCCCGAGUCACUGGAAACACCUGCUGCAUGACAAGACCUGGGAAUCAGCAGUGUGGUGGCAACACCACAGAAAUAAUAGCAAUCCGAGUUGUUUUCUUGUAUUUUUAAGGAAAUCAUGUCUUAUUUUCAGGUUUAUUUGCUAAGCAAUGACUCACAAAUAAAGUUUUUAAGUAUCAUUGCUAACUGCUACAUUUAGGAAUUUUUUGAAAGCUGGUGUGUACCAACUGCACAGAACUGCAUUUUAUUUUAUUGAACUGCCCCUUGAAGAAUCGUGAGUUUGUCUAACAAGCCAAGCCUUCAGUUCAGGAGAGAACUGCGCUCUUUCUGCAGGACUGAAGAGCUAGUCAUUUAAAGGAUUUACUAAAUUUGCCGAAGGACUCAGUAUGACGCCCCCAUCAGGCAGUUUGGUCUGGGUUUGAAUCCUGCCUCUAAUACUAUAUUGAACACAUUCCUAAUAUAGAUUAAACCUCUACUUCUUCACCUGACCAGAUUCCACCCAGACUUCAUGAAUCUGAAUUUCCAGGGAUGGGGCCUGGACAUGUGCUUUUUAAACAAGAUCCUAAUAAUUUUGAUGAAUCUUGUGAUGGCAAAAUAGCAAUAAGAGCUAACAUUUAUCAAGUGUUUUCUUGUGUCCUUAUGGCUCAUUUUCCUUCCGUAUGAGUGGGGUACUGUUGCUAUCUCCAUUUUACAGACGAGGAAGCUGAAGUGUGGGAAAGUUGAAUGGCUCACUGCGGGCUACUGUUUUAGGAAGGGAUGGAGCUGGGUUCUAAACGCGGGCACUUGGAUACUGGAUCCUCCUUUUGUACAAGAGGCAUUUGUUUAUUCAAAAGAGGAAUAUAGAUAAUACUUUCAACAGUAAAGAUAAAUUUAAAAAAGAGGAACAUAGUAUUCAGCAUUUCCUCAAACUCACUUGACCAUGGAACCCAAUCCCCACCCCACCUUUUAGAAGGAGUUCAUUUUCAUGGAGUUCAUUUUUCAAAGACUAUACUUUGAGAAGCAUGUAUCUUGUGUAGCUGAGACUCAGAGAGAGAGUCAGGGGCUUCCCAGGUUCAGGUAGCAAGACAGUUGUAAAACUGCUGGUACAUGUCAUUCUAAACAUGUUUUCAUGCACUUUUAUUCACAUAAAAGACUGCACGUGGUUGUUUAUAGCAGCUUUAUUUGUAAUAGCCAAACCAGUGCAGAGCUUUUCAGUGGGUGAGAGGUUAAAAAAAACAGGGAUAUCCAUACCGUGGAAUACUACCCAGCAAUAAAAAAGAACAGCCAUGGAAGCAUGCUACAGCCUGGACAAAUUCCAGAGAAGUACACCAAAUGAAAAAGCUAAUCCCAAAGGUUACAUAUAAUAUGAUUCCAUUUAUAUAAUACUCUUGAAAUUACAAAAUUGUUGAAAUGGAGAACAGAUUAGUGGUUUCCAGGGCUUAAGGAGGGCGGGAGGGAUUGUGUGUGUCUAAAAGGGCAGCAAGGGAUCCUUGUGAUGAGGGGCAUAUCCUGUGUCGUGUCUGGAUCGGUGUCAGUCUCAUGGUUGUGAUACUGUUCUGCAGUUUUGCAGGAGGAGGGAAUUGGGUAAAGGGCACACUGGAAUCUCUUUGUAUUCCUUUUUAAAACUUCACGUGAAUCAACAGUUAUUUCAUAAUAAAAAUAGAAGUUUAAUUAAAAAGACAAACAUGUGCUGCUGUGUUUGAACUGAAUGUCCUGGUACAAAUUAUCCCUGCUAAUGAAAAUCACGAGUGGACACACAGCAAUCAUCAUUCGUCACUCUGAGAGGGAAAUAAUCACUUUAAGUUGUAGAUAUUUAUUUAUGUUUUUAUUGUCUUUUGUGGGGAGGCCAAUAUAGAGCACUUCUUAAAAAAAAAAAAAAGCAAGUAUUUGACCAAGCUUAACUUUACCUAAAAAAAAGAAUGAUUUAAAUAAGCUUCAGAGGUUCUUAAAGUUGUGAGUCAUGAUUUAAUCUGAUGGAGAAGGGGAAA